AUGGGCAGGAAGCGGGCGACGUCCAUGGCGUCGACGCGCAGCGGCGAGACGACGACGCAAGAGCUGGGCAGCAUGUACGACUACCUCGCGAAGACGGUGCUGCUUGGGCCCAGCGGCGCCGGAAAGUCCUGCCUCCUGCACCGCUUCGUGCGCGACGAGUGGCGCGUGCUCUCGUCGCAGACGAUCGGCGUCGAGUUCGCCUCCAAGACGGUGCAUAUUGCCGACCGCAAGUCGUCGGCGCCCUCGAAGCGCAAGCGCGUCAAGCUGCAGCUGUGGGAUACGGCGGGCACUGAGCGCUUCCGCUCCGUCAGCCGCUCCUACUACCGCGGCGCGGCGGGCGCCAUUCUGGUGUACGACGUCAGCAGCUGGCGCAGCUUCGAGCAGCUGCAGACGUUCCUGAACGACGCCCGCGCGCUGGCGGGGCCCGACAUCACCAUCAUCCUGGCGGGGAACAAGAGCGACGUCGUGGACCCAAACAGCCACUACAGCCCAACCGCCGGCGACAGCUAUGCCAGCACCCCGACCGCCGGCUACAGCUACGCCAGCACCCCGAGCUCCGACUACGGCCUGUCGCCGCCCACGCCCUCGAGCCAGUCGUCGCUGCACUACAAUCUGAACAACCACUACACCCUCGCCCCGGAGGGCAGAGAGGUCUCGCAGGAAGCCGCCUCGCGCUGGGCCAGCGCGAACGGCAUCCCCGUCGCCGUCGAGGUCUCGGCCCUGAGCGGCGAGAACGUCGAGGAGCUGUUCGGCCGCCUGGCGCGCAUCAUCCUGGCCAAGAUCGAGCUCGGCGAGAUCGACCCGGACGACCCCCAGAGCGGCAUCCAGUACGGCGACCUGGCCUGGGACGACGGCGCCAGCAGCAUCACGAGCGGACACCCCAGCGGCUCCGUGCGGUGGAGGGGCGGCAAGAAGAAGCCCCGCGCAGAGUGGGAGGACGUCUUCAGGCUGAGCGGCGGCACGAAAAGGGGACGCGGUUGUUGCUAG
Didymella exigua CBS 183.55 is the source of this 987-nucleotide messenger RNA. RefSeq names its product ras-domain-containing protein. The coding region runs from base 1 to 987 and encodes 328 amino acids. Gene Ontology annotation, molecular function: GTP binding; GTPase activity. The transcript is spliced from 2 exons. NCBI's taxonomy places the organism in Eukaryota, Fungi, Ascomycota, Dothideomycetes, Pleosporales, Didymellaceae. The record is from RefSeq and is a predicted model, not a curated record. Gene Ontology annotation, cellular component: endosome. Gene Ontology annotation, biological process: regulation of endocytosis.